AUGGCUGAUACAACAGAAGUUGCUCCAUGGGAGCGUUUCAAUGGUUGGGUCCACUGUAUCUGCGUCGUAACAUUUGAUUUAGAAUUAGGGCAGGCUUUAGAAGUCAUCUAUCCUGGUGAUGCUCAUCUUUCUGGCUCAGAAAAGUUGAAUAUUUGCUAUCUUUCUUUUCCGGAUUCAAAUAGCAGCUGCUCUUCUGAUUCCAACUACCACUUUCGGAUACGACGGGUUUCUAAAUCAUUGAACUCUGCACAGUCUGCAUAUUCAGAACGGGUACUUCCCACAGCAGAUCUUGACCCUGCCUACUAUUAUGGAUUUGUUCAUUUUAGACAAAGGAAAGACGCGAAAUUACCCCGCGGAUACUACCAGAAAAGCCUUGCCAUUAUAACAGUCUAUCCGCUAUUUAAUCUUUUUUCUCAUGUCGUUAGUAUUGUGGCUGCUGCGUACUUUGAUUCUGGCGAGCCUGCUGUUGAAGCAGCAUGCCAUCACAUUGAUCAUUGGCCACUGCCUGUACCCGGUGAAUAUCUGACACUCCCACUGAUGGGGGCCAUUAUUCACUGUCGUAUUCCUAGCAGGAAUGAUGCGCCUUUGGAGUUCAAACUUGUAGAAGAAGCUAAAAAAACUUCUGGUCACCCGUCUCCGCUGAUCCUAACAACUGUGAACGAAACUAAUUUGUUCAGGGACCUUCGAGGUCGUCUCAAUCAUGUACAGUUACUUUGGGAACUAGUUCUCAUUGGAGAACCAUUGGUUGUUAUGGCUCCAUGCCCUGCCACUUGUGCGUCGUUGGUAGAGUCACUUAUAUCGUUGAUAUGGCCGCUGAGAUAUCGUAACGACUAUCGUCCAUAUUUUACCAUACACGAUUCUGAAUUCAAAGAGUAUACAGCAAGAACUCACUCACCCCCUCACGUUGUGCUUGGCGUCACUAAUCCGUUUUUUAUCAAGACGUUGCAACAUUGGCCUCAUAUUUUGCGCGUUGAUGAAACUAGCAACGGUGUAUCUGCAGCAUCAGAUAAAAGCAUCAGGCGUGCUUGGGAUGGGCGUCUGUUUGACAUCAAGCCGGGUCUGUACAGCCAAUACAGGACUUUCCUUUAUCGCGAUAAAAGUUUGCUCAAAAAGUUGUUAAAAGAUGAUAGGCAGGAUUCAGUAUUAAGUGCGGUGUUGCGAAGGCACAUGCUGGAAUUGACUCAAAGUUUUAUGAUACCUCUCGAAAGAUACCUUUCGUCUUUGAUGCCUUUGCAAAAGCACAUGUCUCCAUUUCGAGCGAUACCACAAGCCCGACCAUUUGUUGCGGAGAACUUUUUAUCGACUUUGGGGGAUGCUGGCCCAGAAUUAACCUGUGGUCUUAAGGGCGAUUGGAAAGGCAACAACUUUGAAGGUUGGCUUAGAAGCAGGCAAAAGGAUAUUAAUCGCCAACUUCGAACUUCUUAUGUCGAGGUUCUUUGCAAAGCUGACUUCUCUACUGAGGUGUUGCAAGAGAAGCAACAAGUGGAAAUUGUGGAUUUGGUGCUGAAAAUCAACAGCUAUAUUGGAAGCUUGAAAAGUUACCAGUCAGAAAUGCGGAAACGUUUGCAAGCACAGUUGAGAACUAUUCUGCAAUCAGUAGAUGACGAGUUAAAGACAUUACUUCUUUCUAAUUGCACAUUCAGGGACCAAGUGCCGGACUAA
Enterobius vermicularis (human pinworm) is the source of this 1662-nucleotide messenger RNA. Lineage: Eukaryota; Metazoa; Nematoda; Chromadorea; Rhabditida; Oxyuridae. The record is from the annotation of a GenBank genome assembly.